Aspergillus melleus is the source of this 2895-nucleotide messenger RNA. Its product is annotated as glycoside hydrolase family 35 protein. Gene Ontology annotation, cellular component: vacuole. Gene Ontology annotation, biological process: carbohydrate metabolic process. NCBI's taxonomy places the organism in Eukaryota, Fungi, Ascomycota, Eurotiomycetes, Eurotiales, Aspergillaceae. The record is from RefSeq and is a predicted model, not a curated record. Gene Ontology annotation, molecular function: beta-galactosidase activity. The transcript is spliced from 4 exons. Bases 1 to 2895 code for a protein of 964 amino acids.
AUGAAGGGCCUAUCUUGGCCACAAUGCUGGACUCUCGCCUCCUUGUGCAUCUCCCUGAUCACUUUUACCGGGAUGGCACAGGGACAGGCCUCAGCACAGGAUAUAGUUACGUGGGACAAGUACUCAAUCUCAGUCCAAGGGGAGCGUCUUCUUCUUCUUUCUGGUGAAUUUCACCCCUUCCGCCUUCCCUCCCCUGGCCUGUGGCUGGAUGUAUUCCAAAAGGUUCGUGCCUUAGGGUACUCGUGCGUUUCAUUUUACGUGGAUUGGGCACUCCUCGAGGGUGAACCUGGUCAAGUCAGAGUCGACGGGGUGUUUGCCUUGGAGAAAUUCUUUGCGGCCGCUAGCGAAGCCGGUGUCUACCUAAUUGCGCGGCCAGGACCCUACAUUAACGCCGAGGUAUCCGGGGGUGGGUUCCCCGGAUGGCUAUCGCGACUUAAAGGCCGAGUGAGAUCAUCGGACAAAGACUAUGUAGAUGCCAUUACGCCAUACAUUACGACCAUUGGAGGCAUUAUUGCGAAGGCACAAGUCACAAACGGUGGACCGGUCAUUCUCCUGCAGCCUGAGAAUGAGUACUCCCUGUGCGAGGCUUCGUCUGACACAUCCUGCCUUGAUAAGGAGUAUAUGGCCUACAUUCAGAAACAAUAUCGAAAUGCAGGGAUCGAGGUCCCGUUUAUCGUGAACGAUGCUGUUCCUGUAGGCAACUUUGCGCCGGGGACCGGUCUCGGCGCCGCAGAUAUCUACGGUUUCGAUUUUUAUCCGCUCGGCUGGGAGACUGGUCGUAGGGGUGGCGUUGGCGUUGAGAAGCAGGCGGCGUUUAUCAACCACGAGUUCGCCCGAGUUCUAUACAAACUCAACUAUGGCCUACGGAUCGCUAUUCAAAAUCUUUACAUGAUCUUUGGCGGAACCAACUGGGGAAAUAUCGGCCAUCCAGGUGGCUAUACGUCCUACGACGUUGGAGCAGCCAUCGAUGAGAAUCGCGGGAUCAGUCGUGAGAAAUACAGCGAGAUAAGAUUGCAAGUCAAUUUUCUAUCUGCAUCCCCAGAAUAUCUGACGAUGAAGCCGAAACCCGGCACUUUUGGGGUUUACACGGAUACUAGUGACCUGCUUGUCACGCCAUUAUCAGGAUCAUCCGCAUCCUUUUAUGUUGUUCACCACCGCGACCUUAAGUCGCAGAAGGCAGUGUCUUACAAGCUGAAAGUAAAAACUUCACUUGGUAAUCUCGUCAUUCCACUGCUCGGAGGUUCGCUCACGCUUAUCGGUCGAGAUGCCAAGAUUCAUCUAGUGGACUACGACAUUGGAGGUAUCAAAUUGGUCUAUUCGACCUUCGAGAUGCUAUCCUGGAAACGGACUGGCUCCAAGUCUGUUCUUGUGCUUUACGGGGGCGCGGGAGAGACCCACGAGUUCGCGGUCAAAGCAAGCCUUGGAGCCUUCACGCAAGCCGAAGGCCCUGGUGUCACAAGCAAGAAAGUUGGCUCACUGUCCGUGGUCCAGUGGAAGGUAGACGAUCGCCGCCGUGUUGUCAAAUUUGGUUCACUUGAGGUCCAUCUGUUGUCUCGAAAUCAGGCAUACAAUUACUGGGUCAUUCCACUCCGUGCUCCACAGCCUAAAGGUUUGUACGCAUUGCCCUCUCGGGCCAACGACGCGGUUAUUGUGAAAGCAGGAUACCUGCUCCGGACGGCGGCUAUUGAUGGUGAAACAUUGCGUCUGACAGGAGACAUUAACAGUACAACUGAGAUCGAGUUGAUCACUGCACCAAAGAAGAUCUCCUCGUUAUAUUUCAACGACCAGAAAGUUAUCACCAAGUCUAACAACGGACGCUUAAUGGGGAGAGUGGAUUUCAAGGCGCCUACCAUCACGCUCCCAAACUUCCAAGACAGCCCGUCCUGGAGUUAUGUCAACUCACUGCCAGAGAUUAGCGACGAGAAUCCAUACGAGGAUGAUCUUUGGACUCCGUGCAAUCUCACUGAUACAAACAACCCUAUAAAGCUGUCUACACCUACUUCUCUCUAUGCCUCGGACUAUGGCUAUCAUGCUGGCUCCUUGCUGUACCGUGGCAGCUUUGUAGCCACAGGAAAGGAGGCGGCGAUAGACCUCUCGGUCCAAAGUGGGCAUGCAUUCGCCUACUCUGUAUGGCUGAAUUCAACCUAUCCAAGAUCAUGGCCUGGAUCCCCGAUGGAGAAGUCCCACAAGCAAACGUUCAAGUUCCCCUCCAAACUAGACCCCGACUCAUCUUACACGCUGACCAUACUGAUUGACCAUAUGGGACUGGAGCAAAACUUCUUCGUAGCUUCUCAGCAAAUGAAAGAGCCCCGAGGGAUUCUUGACUACAACCUAGACGGCCGCGACCAAUCCGCCAUUUCCUGGAAGCUCACGGGCAACUUCGGAGGCGAAAACUACUACGAGCAUAGUCGAGGACCGCUCAACGAAAGAGCCACCUAUGCCGAACGGAAGGGCUAUCAUCUCCCCGGGGCACUACUGACACGUUUCCCCAAGAAGUCUCCCUUCCAGGAACUCCCGGCCAAUGGGGCUGGAUAUUACGCCACGCGAUUCGACCUCGCUAUUCCAGCUGGUUAUGACAUUCCGCUCAGCUUUGUCUUCAAGAAGUGUAUGCCUGACGGGGCUCCUGCCAAACUUCGUGUGGUGCUGUACGUGAAUGGAUGGCAGUUUGGGAAAUAUGUCAACAAUAUUGGACCACAGACAAGGUUCCCUGUUCCUGAGGGAAUCUUGAAGUAUGACGGCAUUAACACUGUGGCUCUGAUUGUGUGGACUCAGGAAGACUCGCCCUUGAAGCUAUGUGGGUUGGAGCUUGAGACUGAUGCCAUCAUUCAGAGUGGCUACAGCAAGCCGUCUUUUGUGGAGGGCGACACUUGGAGGAUUAGGUCGGGGAGCUAUUAG